ACUUAGGUCCAAACAAGAAAAGGAGAAUGGAAGUGAGGAGCAAUGCAGUUGAAUGUUCAAAGAUGGAAGAGUAUGAAGUGAUAGAACAGAUUGGUAGAGGAGCUUUUGGAGCUGCAUUUCUUGUUUAUCACAAGUUUGAGGAAAAAAAGUAUGUAAUGAAGAAGAUUCGUUUGGCUAAACAGACAGACAAGUUCAAACGCACUGCCCAUCAAGAGGAGUCCUUUGUCUGCAUUGUUACACGCUAUUGUGAAUGUGGAGACAUGGCUAAUAUGAUUAGAAAAGCCAGAGGAACAUUUUUUCCUGAAGACAGACUUUGCAAAUGGUUGAUUCAGUUGUUACUGGCUCUCGAUUACCUUCACUCGAAUCGUGUUCUUCACAGAGAUCUUAAAUGCUCUAACAUUUUCCUUACCAAAGACGAAAAAAUCAGACUUGGUGACUUUGGAUUAGCCAAACUGUUGAAUAAAGAUGAUCUUGCCUCUUCGAUUGUGGGUACUCCAACAUAUAUGUGUCCUGAGCUUCUAGCAGAUAUACCUUAUGGAUAUAAAUCAGACAUAUGGUCUCUAGGUUGUUGUAUGUUUGAAAUUUCUGCCCAUCAAGCUGCAUUUCGUGCUACGGAUAUGGCUGGGCUAAUCAACAAAAUAAAUAGAUCUACAAUAUCUCCACUUCCAACCAUAUAUUCUUCUACAUGGAAACGACUGAUUAAAAGCAUGCUAAGAAAAAACCCAGAACAUAGACCUACGGCUGUAGAGUUGUUAAGGCAUCCACAUUUACAACCAUAUAUUGCUAAAUAUCAGAAUUUGUCACCAGCAUUUGUUCAAGUAUGUUCUAAGAAGGAAGUUAAACAGAAUCCUGAUCAAACUCGCGAGAAUUCAACUUCCAAGUAUAUUAGACAAGCAAAAAAACAUGAGAAGGUUGUUGCAGUUGAUAGAGUUGUUCAUGAAUUCAAAGGUACUGAAUCUAACGUUCAGACAAAGAAAAUUGGAAAUUUGGAGAAUGAAGGACUCCAAACCAUAUCCGUCAAGAAAAGUGAAAGUACUAAUUCCAUAAGCUCUACAAGAAGUACCUUGACUGAUAAUACAAUUGAAGGUACAAAAUGCUUUUAUAAGAAAUCAGGAAUACCAAAACCAUAUGUUGAAGUUGCAUCACAUGCCAAUAAAGUUAGAGAAAAAGCCAUUCAUCAUCUAAGUACUAAUCAGCAUACAGAAAAACGCAAUGGUCACAAACGAGCAUCGAGUGAUACUUCAGUAAUGACUACACUAAAUUUGUUACAGGGGAACAACAAUAGUAUGAUGAGCAAUGGAAGGGAAGAAGCAUUAGAGUCAUUACUUGAACUUUGUGCAGAGUUACUUAAGCAUAAAAAGCUAGAGGAAUUAGCUGGUGUGCUAAAACCAUUUGGUGAAGAAGUUGUUUCUUCUAGAGAAACAACAAUAUGGUUGACAAAAGGAUUAAUGAAUCUCCAAAAACCAAGUGAAGAAGCUUAGAGUGCC
This is a messenger RNA of Solanum verrucosum, 1487 nucleotides long. Its product is annotated as serine/threonine-protein kinase Nek6. NCBI's taxonomy places the organism in Eukaryota, Viridiplantae, Streptophyta, Magnoliopsida, Solanales, Solanaceae. Gene Ontology annotation, biological process: protein phosphorylation. Bases 27 to 1481 code for a protein of 484 amino acids. Gene Ontology annotation, molecular function: protein kinase activity; ATP binding. The transcript has 13 exons. The record is from RefSeq and is a predicted model, not a curated record.